This is a messenger RNA of Serinus canaria (Common canary), 1335 nucleotides long. RefSeq names its product zinc finger protein 488 (gene ZNF488). The record is from RefSeq and is a predicted model, not a curated record. Lineage: Eukaryota; Metazoa; Chordata; Aves; Passeriformes; Fringillidae. Gene Ontology annotation, cellular component: nucleus. Bases 186 to 1169 code for a protein of 327 amino acids. The transcript has a single exon. Gene Ontology annotation, biological process: regulation of DNA-templated transcription.
GAUGCCAAGAGUGCGACCGAGUCUUUAAAUGUGAGCAUUCCUAUCUGUCCCAUGUCCGCUUCCUCUGUGUCCCAGGGAAGAGCUCUCUGCUAUGGAGAAACUCCCAGAACCCUAAAACUGAAAAGAGCAGCCUAGCUGAGCAGACCACGAAUUUCCACAGUCUGGCAAGGGACCUGGAAGUCAAAAUGGCAGCUUGUAAAGAUGAUGCACAUGGUCUUACUGGAGAAAGGAGAGCAAAAUCUGAAGAGGCUGAGAACAACAGGAGCAGGAAGACAGUGCUGUUGGAGAAAACCAAUAACUUGACUGAGGAACGUAACUGUGGGGGCAAGGAAGAGGCUGGGGGAGAGCAUGCAUUGGCUGGUUCUUUCAGGAAGCUCAGUUCAGGGAGGCAGUCAGCUAGGAAGGAUGCUUUAGAGCAGAAGCAGAGUGCUUUCACCGAGGUCAGGAGGAUGAAAGAGAAGCUGAGGAAUGAGAGACUGCAGGAGUCAGAGCAGGAGGAUGGCACGGCCCCACUUGGUAGAGAGCAGGUGUCAAAGGAAGCAUUGCUGAACUCCUCUGGUAGUGCAUUCUCCUUUGUUUGGCCCACCAGAGCUCGAGGAGAAGAGAAGAGUGCUUUCAGCAAGCCCAGUAAGUGCGUAACAGAAAGAGCUGCAGUAAAUUCUUCACAUCCCAUGAGUGAGUCAACAAAGAGCCUGGGGGAGCUGUCUGGCUUCAUUGCCACCGCAGACAUCAUGUGCUGCAGCAGUCUUCUCAAUUCCAAGUUCUUGGUCAGUGAUUUGUGUAAUGCUCAGAUGCUGCAGACAAGCAUCACUCGGAGCAGUGUUUUCCCAUAUACCUCAGAACCGUGGCUCAAGCAAGCAGGAGGACAGUUACAAAACACCAGCACUACUUCAUCCUCCCCCUCCUCCUCCUCCUCUUCCUUGACUCUUCUUCCCCCUACCUUCACAUCCUUUGGAGUGGCUGCCCAGAACUGGUGUGCCAAAUGCAACCUGUCCUUUCGCAUGACAUCUGAUUUAGUCUUCCACAUGCGGUCCCAUCACAAAAAAGAAUACUCCUCAAGUGAAUCCCAGUGCAAGAGGAGACGGGAGGAGAAGCUGACGUGUCCCAUUUGCCACGAGUACUUCCGAGAACGCCAUCAUUUAUCCCGGCACAUGACUUCUCAUAAUUAGAGCUGUGCAGGCAGAUGUCACCAAGGCACUGGGCAGGUUGGAUGAGGAAGGGAAUGAUAGUUCACUUAAAUCCAUUUCUUUUUGAGCUUACAUUAAUUUCUUUCAGGAAAUCACUGUUUACAAUAACUUAUAAUAGAUGCUUUGCGAAAAAAAUAUUAAAUGUUUA